This is a messenger RNA of Geodia barretti, 4984 nucleotides long. Lineage: Eukaryota; Metazoa; Porifera; Demospongiae; Tetractinellida; Geodiidae. The record is from the annotation of a GenBank genome assembly.
UCUUUGCUAGCUGUCCAUACAGUAGCAGUUUGAGUCCCCAGCCUGCGAGUCUCCAGUACGUUCACUUUCUUUUCUGAAGAAAGUAAAGUCGUGUCUCUUCCAGUUGUCUGAAACGACGUUUAGAGCACACGUCUCUGCCACAAGUGAAAGGGUAUACUUUUUCUGACUUGUUGAGUCGUGAAAUCCCAAAGCUCAGGCGAUCAAUCCAAGACCAGUCUAAUGCUGAACUGACUGACUUCCUUGCAGACGUUAGAGAGAAGUCAAUAUUCAUUGGGGAAGUUGCCAUGCACCAGGUGAGAGGACAAGGUGUCUUGAAGCUUUCUGCUAGUCUUUAGUGCAGGCCAUGAGGCAGUGGAACUUGGAACUAGCUCCAGACAUCUGCUGUCUCCUGGACGAGACUCAGGCCCCUGACCCUGAGGUGUGUGCUCAGGAUCUCAUUGACUUCAGCCCCGUCUACCGCUGUCUACACAUCCACACUGUUCUGGGCAAGAGAGAGCAGUUCAUCGACAGCUAUCGCAGUGGUCGUAGAAGUCAGGUCAGACUGGCCAUCAAACCACGCAGCAUUUGGAAAGGAGAGAUCAAUGAUUUCAAAUGCUAUUUCUAUGGCAUCAUGGGGUUCUUUGUCGUGGAGGACACCAUCCUGCACACCACCCAGGAGCUGCGCCCACACAAAGGAGAGGGAGAAGGUCUUGUUACUUUGCACAUUGUACACGAGUUCUGGCAGAUGGCUCUUUCCGAGGUUCUAGCUGUCCUCAGGAACAACUGCAACUCCUGCCGCGACUACCACCUGUUGUUGAAGGUGAAACAGCUGGUUGUGUGGCUCUGCCAUGCUCUGAGAGGCUAUGGGUUUCCAGUGGACAAGUUGUAUGAGGUUCUCCUAGAGAUCAGGGAGCAGUAUGACGAGAUGCUGAUGAAGGCCUGGGGUGACUCCUUCACGCAAAUCUUUGCCAGUGAUAACUACACCCCCAUGGUGGCAGAGACAGAGGAGCAAUACCGCGGAGUUCUGGAACUCUUUCCCUACCACAAUGUCCAGAUUGACAGUGCUCCUUACCCCCGGCUGUUUCCAUUCUCUGGCGUGGUGGGGCAGGUCUACUGCCAGCUCCAGGCCUUCAUCCGCAACUGCAGUGACUAUGCAGAUGGUCUUAACUUGAGUCAAAUGGAAGUGUGUGACAUUGUCAGCAAGUCAGUGAACCUACUACUCAGCAGAACUGUAACAGGCUGUCUGUCACGCCUGGUUCACGACGAGGGAUUGACUAUUCCUCAACUCGGCCAGAUCUGGGUAAACAUCAGUCACCUCGCUGACUCUGUGCCUCAUCUCGAGGACUUCAUCCGUCAUGUCACCAAGACAGGCAGUGAGGGAGCUGCUUCUGUAAGGCUCUAUGGAGGUUCCACAUUCAAGGACGGUAAAGUGACGGCAGAACAGCAGAUCAUUGUACGACUGACUGCCAAGUGUGCGGAGGUGGUUGAGGGAGCAUCUUAUGACUGGACGUCAAAAGAUGCCCAGGACAAGCCGAGUGAUUACAUCAACGACUGCUUGCAUUUCCUGGAAACAACCUUCCAUGCCCUCCACAUCUUGCCAGAAGAGGUGGUGUCAAACCUUGUUCAACAGGCCCUCAAGAACCUGGCCUUGCAGCUGGAGAGAGUUCUGCUCUGUGACACUAACCCUCGCAUCUCCAUGGAAGCAAUCCGCAACUUCAAUGUCGAUCUGAUGCACUGCCAGAGAUUUGUCAUGUCCACUGUCUCUAGCUACAACUGUCUGAGGGGAAGUGAUGCCAGUCUGGCAUUCGAACCUCUGAAACAGCUGGUGGACCUGUUUGUGAACGAGAAUUGGUCGGAAUUCAUCUCAGAGUACCCAUCGCUGAGUGACAAGUACAAGCAUGUGGCUCCCUACAUGGUGCACGGCCUGCUCACCAGGCUGAGGGAGAGUGAAAUAAAAAAGAAACGAAAGUUCCACUCGCAGUCGGCAGCCAAGAAAGAUCGUCAGAAAUACUAUGAACUCAUUUUGAAGAAACUGGAAGAGUUUAUGUCUACUUAGGCUCAGUUGCAUGAUGAUACAGGUCUUUCAUCACCUUGCAAACAACACCACCCCAGCUUUAAUGUCAUGAUGUUCAUUAUCCAUUAUAAUAAAAGUGAAAAAAGGCAAUAUUGCCUUAUGUCUUAUGCUGUAGGCUGCGGAAAGCUGAUAAGAAGAAAAAGAAGCUGCCCAUCCAUGUAAAGAACCCAGCAAAGAAGAAGGACCCAAAGAAGCUCAUGUUGAAAGCCUUGGAAGAGAAGGUGGCACAAGAAGGGGCGUGUCUGGCACCUCCAGUUAUGAUGCACACAACUCCCUCACCCCCACCAUCCUUUGGUGCUUCCCGCUAUUGACUGUGUCAAUGGCGCACUGCAAUAAUCACUUCAUUCGCAUUGUUUUUAGAACAUCCACUUGUAUAAUUAUAGCACACAUGUUUGUUGUUGAAUAUUUUUUAUACACUGGGGUAUUGCUGAGCAAAACAUCCCCCGUAGAGAUGAGUGGGAGUUUACGUUCUCUGGAGCCCUCAGUCAGCUCUCGAGUUCGCUCUGCGCAGUCCCUAGAGAGUUUAGCUCAGUGUGGUCUUGAGCUGGUGCAGAACGGCGUGGACGCUGGGGGCUCGUCCGUCGUUGUCAAGGUAGACACUGCUGCCUGGACAGUAAAGGUGUCUGACAAUGGAAGAGGCAUCUCGAGGGAAGAAUUGCAGUCGCUGGUGGGAGAGCGCUACGUCACCAGCAAACACCAGCAACCCGGUCUACAAGACUGCCCUCGAUUCGGUUUCCGUGGAGAGGCACUGGCUAGCAUUGUGCAGGUUGCUCAGACUGUGGAGAUCAGUUCGCGACACCGUCUUUCUCAGCUCACCUGCUGCAAACUGUUCAAAGGAGGGCGUAACUCGGGCCUCGUCCCUCCCCCUGUCAAUCUUAACCAGGCAGGAACUGUGGUGACAGCCCACGACCUGUUCUACAACCUGCCAGUUCGUCGCAGGCACAUGUCUCCCUCGCUGGAAAUAGAGAGGCUGAGAAGUGCUCUCUGUAGGGUCUUCCUAGUGCUGCCUCAGGUGUCUCUCUCACUCCAUGACGACCAGGCAGGGCUGCGACUGCUGCAUGUUCCCAGAGCAUCUUCUCUGUUGAUGAGGUUUCACCAGAUGUUUGGGAACAAGACCGUCCAACAGAAAGAUUUAGAGCAUGACCGUGUCAAGGCUUCUGCUCUGUUUGCGGUCCAGUCGUUUGGUCGGAACAACCUGCAGCUGAUAUUCCUGAAUGGAAGAACUGUGGAGUGGCAGUCGAUGCACGAGCUGGUGCGCAAGCUCCUGAAACCAGUUUCAGUCAUGAAGACUGCAACAGGAACACUACACCUCUUCUAUGUCAUAACCAUUGAGUGCAACAUGGAGCUUGCCUCACAAUUUACUCCGGAAAGAACACACCUGCAUUUGGAGCAGGAGAGGAGAGUUGCAAAGGCUCUUACCUCCCUUAUUGGCUCUUUCCUCUACAGUAACCACCUCCCAAUCAGCCACUGCUUACCUCCUCCUCCUCCUCCUCCUCCUCCUCCUCAUCCUCCUUCUCAUUCCUCUCAACUCCCCCCUGCUACCACCACUGUAUACCUCUCUUCUCCACCUUCUUGUCCUUCUAGCGAGAUCUCUAUUCCUGCUCACUGGAAGCUUGCUGUGGACCCAGCCACAAAUUGUCAACUGCAGAUCCAUCCCAUUUCUGGCUCAUCUCUGCAACCCACACCUUCUCCGCUGCCAGGUGAUGACAACAAGAAGAGUGACAAUUCCUACCAUUGUGCUUUCCAGUCACUGCCUAGCAGCUUUCGAUCACGGGUUCGAACUGUACCUCCCCUUACAUCAUCGGCCAAAGCUCUUAUUGGUACCACAUCUCUUGCAUCAACCUGGAUUAACCCAACAUUCUCAGCUGGAGAGCAGGCUGUUCUGAAUGUCAGGAAGACUCACAAUUCAAGUCAAUACAAGUUCUCCAAAGAAUCCUUGAAGAACACAAGUGUUUUGGGACAAGUGGACAACAAGUUCAUUGCUUGUCUUUUUGGAACCUACAAUUCCCCACACGUUCUUGUUGUAGUGGACCAGCACGCUGCUCACGAGCGAGUGAGGCUGGAGGCUCUCUUAGAAGACCUGUACAGUGAUGGUGAAACGGUCAAAAUGGCCCGUCUGGUCCCUCCUCUUCCCCUCCCCCUCUCCCCUGCACAGAAGAGAGUGGCUCGCAGCUUCUCUGGCAAAUUGGAGGCCAUUGGUGUGUCACUGGUGUGGAGAGAGGGCCUGGCACUGGCCCACUCUGUCCCAGCUGUCCUCGUUCAGAAGAAGACAUGCUCCCCUGCCCUGCUCCAGGAGAUGGUGCAAUCCUACCUGGAGGUAAGCCACUUCUGUAACAGACAAAUGACGAUUGUGAAAUGAACAAUACAACAGAUGAUAGUCAAAAAUGUAUUGUUCAUUUCACAAUCGUCGUUUGUUGAUGCAUUCCUUUUUCCUGCCCUCGUUUCCAGUUCGUUCUCUGUUAUUUCAGUUGAUUGUAGCUGUAUGGCUACCGAAAUAUUUGAGUUAUUUUUGGCUGUUAUGUUGUAUUUUGUCAGGUCCUAAUGAGUACAGGAGGAGGCUCAGCUGGACUGCCAUCCAGUCUGACUGCAGUGCUACACUCACAGGCCUGCCAUGGAUCUUUGCUAUUGUGUACUCCCAUGAGCAGUUUAGUCCCAUCAUUUGAAAGAUGUGUUCUGCAGGAGCCAUAAGGUUUGGAGACCAUCUGGACCUAAGACAGUGCCGGCAACUCAUCGACUCAUUGGCCAAAUGCUCUCUCCCAUUCCAAUGUGCUCAUGGAAGACCAUCUCUGGCUCCUGUCAUCAACCUAAACACUUUGGCUAAAAGAUGUCCCUCUCUGGCAACUCCAUUCCCUCAUCUGACAGCAUUGAAAUUGAAACUGAAUGCUAACAGGCAUAAUUGAAAAAUGAUCAGCUUUACAAAUUCAGCACUAC